Lecanosticta acicola is the source of this 1552-nucleotide messenger RNA. Lineage: Eukaryota; Fungi; Ascomycota; Dothideomycetes; Mycosphaerellales; Mycosphaerellaceae. The record is from the annotation of a GenBank genome assembly.
AUGGCACAGGACGAGGAGAACAGAGACUCGGCCGAGCGGCAACGGUACGAUGACGAGACGCAACCUCUGCUUCAGAGAGGCCAUACCGAUGGAGGCGAGGGCGGCGACAGCAGAGAACUACUACGCUUCGAGGAGAACGAUUCCGAAAAUCCCCGGCAAUGGAGCUAUACCAGCAAGAUGCUCAACGUGGCAACCAUAGCCGCAAUGGCCAUCUUGUCUCCGCUGGCCUCAUCCAUGUUCACUCCGGGCAUCAGCCAGAUCGCAGAGGGCCUCGACACGACCGAGGACUCCGUGAUCGCUUGCACGACGGGUUUCGUGGUCAUGCUCGGCGUGGGACCGCUCGUCCUGGUACGUUCCCGAGGCGCACUCCCUUCUACUACAUGUUCUGACCAUUGCUCUGCAGGCGCCUCUCAGUGAGACAUUCGGCCGAAGGAUCAUGUAUCUAUCGUGUUUCUCCAUUUUCGCCAUACUGCAGAUCCCCUCCGCGCUCAGCCCAAACAUCGGUACCCUCGUCGCAACGAGGACUCUAGCUGGCUUCUUCGGCUCUGUAGGCAUUGCAAACGGAGGCGGUUCCCUUAGCGACAUGUUCGAACCAAGUCAACGCGCCAGUGUCUUCGGAUGGUACCUCCUCGGCCCUCUACUUGGUCCCACCCUCGGUCCUCUCUUCGGCGGAGUCAUCGUCCAAAGGCUCAACUGGCGCUGGAUCUUCUGGAUUCUUACCAUCAUCUGCGUCGUAAACACAAGCGCGGCCUACUUUCUCCUCAAAGAAUCCUAUCCACCCAUCAUCCUCGCCCAACGCCGCUCACGCCUGGAGAAAGAAGCCAACACCUCCAACAAAUACCGCUUCGACGGCGAAGACCCUCGUCCGCUCUGGAUCAAACUCCGCUACUCGUUGACCAGACCUCUCCGCAUCUUGGUCCAACCCAUCGUCCUCACAAUGAGCACCUACCAAGCCAUCCUCUUCGCAACAACCUACUCCAUCUACACCAACAUGCAACCCAUCUACCAAGGCGAAUACGGCUUCAACACAGAACAAGUCGGCCUCCUCUACCUCGGCCCAGGCCUCGGCUUCCUCUUCUCCGUCUGGUUCCUCGUCCCCCGAAUCGACACCAUCUACAACGCCCUCGCCGCCCGCAACAACGGCAAAGGCCGCCCCGAAUACCGCCUUCCCCUCGCAAAUAUCGGCUCCGUCUUCAUCCCCGCAGCCCUCUUCUGGUUCGCUUGGACCGUCCAAUCUCACAGGCCCUGGUACGUCUCCAUCAUUUCGACCUUCUUCUACGGCAUCGGACAGGUGACGAUCCUGAAUUGCACGACGAACUACUACAUCGAUUGCUUUGAGAAAUAUGCCGCCUCGGCGAUCGCCGCGGGGGCGGUGUUUCGCAGUGUCAUUGGGGGGAUCGUGCCGCUGUUCGCGCCCACCUUGUUCCAUCAACUGGGAUACGGAUGGGGGAUCUCUGUGUUUGGAUUCUUAUCUUUGGCCAUCGCACCGGCGCCGUUGACGUUUUAUUUAACUGGUGCAUGGGUGCGCGAGAGGUUCUGGGUUGAGCUUUGA